This is a messenger RNA of Mastomys coucha (southern multimammate mouse), 2374 nucleotides long. RefSeq names its product testis expressed basic protein 1 (gene Tsbp1). The record is from RefSeq and is a predicted model, not a curated record. Bases 509 to 2095 code for a protein of 528 amino acids. The transcript has 35 exons. Lineage: Eukaryota; Metazoa; Chordata; Mammalia; Rodentia; Muridae.
CCCUCCUUCAGUUAAGGAAAUUCUAACCAACUGAAGGAAAAGAGGAGGUUAGUCACGGCCACGGGGUGGUCCUGCCACAAGCGGCGUGCCCAGCUCGCCCCCCGGCCCCGUGCAGUCCCUGAGCAGCAAGGCAGCCCCGCCAGAGCGGCUGCGCCACAAAAGCCCUCAAAGCGGCGGCCGGCCUCUCCCCGCCGCCCCAGCGGACGCCACCAAGGCUGGCUGCUUACCCCGGAAAAACAGCCUCAGUGAGCCUUCAACUCUAAAGGACGUCGUGGCUUUGUACACAUCGCAUGGCCUUUCUCAUGAGAAACUGAGCCAUGUGCUAGUAGGAUAACUUCCAACAGCUAAUCCAGAUGACGUGGGACUUACUGGAGACAGUAACCAGAAGAUGGCAGAUCUCGAGACAGACUGUUGACUUCAGAGGUACAGUUCCAUCAAGUCUCUGAAGGUGGAUUUGACAGCAGAAUUUCCUCACAUUGCCAAGCAUCUAUAAAGUCCCAGAAGACAUAUGUUCUUCCGGCUGAUUGGAGAAAUAGUUUUGGCUGUCAUCCUGACUGCGUUGGCUCUUGCUAUUCUGGCUCUUCUGAUAGCAAGAUGGACACGGCGUAGAAACAGUGAGGCACGGAUCUCCAGAUACACUUCAGAACAGAGUGCUGGGCUUCUGGACCAUGAGGAUGGUAUUUCCCAUGGGAGACCCAAGCGAGGAAGAGGAUCCCGGGGCUCGCUUUCAUCAGAUAGCGGGCCAUCUUCUGUUUCUGUGGGCGGAAAAUCAGUCAGUCACCACUCCCUGGGGCCAACUGGUAUUUCUAUAGGAGGAAACUCAGUCAGUCGCCACUCCCUGGGACUGAGCAGAUCCAAUCCUGCUAUAUCCCAAGGACCACAAACUGGGUCUCAAGAAUUACCAAGUAAAACAAGAAGCGCCAAGUCCUUAUCCGAACCUCUGACCGGCAAUGCUGGAGACAUCUCUGGAACCAUUGGACCUAUAAUGCAGUUCUCAGCACCUAUUCCUGGAGCUACGGGACCUAUCAAACUGACUCAAAAAACCUUCCUGCAAACUCCUGGCCCAAUUGUGCAAUGUAUGGAUUCCAGUGAAAGCUACAGCCCCGAGGGAUCCAAUGCCAUGAUGCCUAUGGACAUGGGUCCUCAACCAGCACUGAAGCCUAGCUAUUGUCAACAGCUAACAAUCAAGCCUAGCAGUUAUCAAUCUCAACCUGCUCAACCUAGCUGUUAUCAGUCUCAUCAACCUGCUCAACCUACCUGUUAUCAAUCUCAACCUGCUCAACCUAGCUGCCCGCCUGAGCCGACCCUGCCUUUAAUAAUUACACAGAGGACUUCAACAAAACGUGGACCACCUAUAAUCCUGAAAAAGCAAUCAGAUUGCAAAGGCCACAUGGUAAGACACGGAGGGAGUGUAACCUUCCAGGGUGUCGGCGACACACCAUCCAAGUGCGGCAAGCAGUGGAGAAGAUGCCAGUGCGACUUCUGCUCUCCGAAGCCCCAACAAGAAGAAACCAUGUGGUGUGAAGAGCCAGCUCCAGCUCAAGGUCAAGGCCAAGGUCAAGGUCAAGGUCAAGGCCAAGGUCAAGGUCAAGGUCAAGGUCAAGGUCAGGGUCGAGGUCAAGGUCAGGGUCAGGGUCAAGGUCAAGGUCAGGGUCAAGGUCAAGGUCAAGGUCAAGGUCAAGGUCAAGCUCCCUCUUCCUCUUCCCAACAACAACCUCCAUCAAGACAAGACUCUCAAGUAAGCUCUGACCAAAGAAAUGAAGGUUGUGUUGCUGCCCAGACCAUAUGUUAUGAAGAGCCAUUCCUUUUCAGAAGACUGGAGUCCCUGAUAAGGAAGAACCAAAGCGGGAUAGUAAUAAAGCAGAAUGAAGGCGGCUUUCUGAUACAGAAGGCUGAGGAGCGCAGGAAGAGAAGCAGGACAUCCAAAACAUCCAAGAAGUCAUCAGAACACCCAGCAACCGAUUCUGACUCAAGUGCAAAACCAACCGGAGAGGGUCCUCCCGAAGAGCAACCACCCGAAGAAAAACGUGAGGGAGAGGAGAAGAAACGCAAGAAAGAAAAGAAGAAAAAGAAGAAAAAAGACAAAGACGGCUGAGAAGGGAGGAGGAGGAUAGGGCAAAACAUGGCCUCCAACGUGAUCUCCCUGUCAGAUACCAGCGGCGUCUGCCCUCACCCCGGUGUGUCAUGGUUAUAAAAUCCAAUCCCUCUAGACAUCUUCCUUUUCUGCUGUUCAGAAGGUCGCCUUUAUUACACCUCCCUGCCAUAAUCUUCAUCUUCCAAUUUUUGCUUUAUUAGUCAAAAUAUAUGCUCCAGUUAAGAAAGACGGUGUUUUCUGAAAUAAAACGUCUAUAUUAAAUAUCUGAUAAGUUCCUUU